AUGGACGCCGCACAAAGCGCGUACGUUACCCUCAAGACCUCAUCGGAAACCUGUCAAAGCGGGAACGACUUGGGAAGCAACACUGUGGGAUGUACUAUUGAAAAUAAAGUCCGAGAGUGGUUCAAAACGACUGGUAUUAAAGAUUCUACGCCGAACAGAAUACAUCAUAACGGAAAUGCUGAUAUCAUCUCAACUUCAAAUGGGUUAUUGAGAUGUUUGAAAGAGACGAAAGAGGAGAAAACCGAACAUGAUGCGAAUCACUUUACUGCUAUCGAUAGAACACGAGGAUCUAGAAUUUGUGACAUGUCAGGUCAAAGUUCAAACUUAUCGAGUAACGUCUACUCGGACUGUACUUUUAGCAGUGCCGGUUUGACAGUAAUGGAUCGAGUGAAAGCCAUACAGGAAGGAUAUUCUAUCAUAUCCGAGUCGGAUGAAGCGGAAGUUGCUAGCUCAAUACCGGAAGGAACGAAAACUGAUACGGAAAUUUUGACCAAGGGAAUCGAACCGUUCAGAGUAAGAAGGAAAACGUUUGCUGUGCUAGAUAACCUCCCUUUCGACAUUAAGGAAACUGUAGACGAUGAGGACAAAUGUCCAAGAAUGACAUUGAGAAGAAACUCGGUGAUGUGCUUCAACAGAAAAAAGGAAAGUCGGGACUCAGUGGAGUCCAUUGACUCACGGAGGACAUCUAUUGUUAGCAGUAGGAAAGGUUCUUCGGAAAGAAAGCCAGUAGGACCUUCGCUUCGUCGUGCGAGCUUCGCGGUACCUCAGUUUCUGAGGCGAGAAAAUAGCUUUUCAGAAUGUCAAUUCUACCGGCGUACAAGUCAUGAUGUCACAAUACCAGAAACGACAAAAGAUAGGAAUGGAAUCUUAACAGUUCUGAAAGACACAUCAUCGCAGUGGAAGAAAGUCAAGAUCAAACUAGACCUGCCUGUUCAAGAAGUUCGGAACGGUUCCAAAGCCGUUAGAUUUACAUAUCUUGAGGACGUACAGACAGCUCUACAGAUACUUCUGGGCACGCGUGAAACAGUUGCGAUCCUGAAAUCAAGAAACCAGCCGGAUAUUCUUACGUCAUCCGACGAAUAUGGGAAGGGUGCCGAAAAAUCCAAAGUUGACGAUACCAAAUACUUGGUUGCAGAAAACGAGAAAGCACAAGACAGUAUGUCACCCCAGGACAAAUUGCCCGUGUCGAACAACAAUGGCGUCCGAAGAAAAUCAAUUAGUGACGUCAUAAGUACGAUGAAAGCGGAGUCCAACAACUACCAGAGUCAGAUACAGGCGUGCGUGGAUUUGGAGAGGUUCGCCGAUGACGAUGAUAUUGAGGUUCUGAUGAAGAAACAGGAAGCUAUCUCCUUCAUGGUGGAAGCAAUGUCUAAAUUUAUGGAUAAAACAGAGCUCCAUCUGGCGGCGUGUAAAACUCUAGUUGCCUUAUCUACAAACUCGGUGGCCAGUUGUAUACAGAUGUGUCGUGAAAAUGGAAUAUCCACGCUCCUCCGGGUCAUCCGUACCCACGAAGACCAUACCCACAUCCUCACUUCAGUCCUCGAAAUUCUCGGCAACAUCUCAUUAACUGAAGAGCUUUCAGAAGAAAUUGUAAAGAAUGCAGGUCAUUCGGAAAUCCUCGCGAAGAUGUCUUGUCAGCGUGAUGAUUACAAUGUUGCCAAACUUUGUUGUUUUAUCCUAGGAAAUCUCGUAAAUACAGUUGAUGUUGCUCAGUCAAUUAUGUUUGUUGGCGGUGUUCACUCCAUCAUCGAAGCUUUACGAAGGUUCCCGACAAAUGCCGAAGUCUUAGAGAACGGCUGCCGAGCUCUUGGAUGUUUUUCUGCCCAUGAUGAGAUCUGCAUGGACGUGGUUAACGCAGGCGCAGUAGAGGCGGUUUUAGUAGCUAUGGCAGCAGCACCGGAAGUCGAUACUCUGCAGGAAUGUGGAUGCUGGGCACUAGCGUGUCUCACUAAAUUCGAGGAAUCCUGUCUUGACAUUUGUAAGAAUAACGGUAUAGACACCAUACUGAUGACUCUAGAGAGAUUCCGGAAGGAAGAAGCCUUACAAGAAUACGGCUGCUGGACAAUCAGUAACCUAUCGGCAAAUGAACAAACACUAACACACAUUAUCAAUCAUAGAGUGCUCACUGUUGUAACCGACGCCAUGUGUCAGUUCCCUGACAACCUAGAAAUACAACACCAAAUCUUCUUCGCCAUUGGUCAGAUUGUUAUGACGUCAGGCGAGAUGCAGGAAAAACUAGUGCGGAGUGGGGGCGUGCGUUCAGCUGUUAAUAUAAUGACGUCAUUUCCGGAUAGCCAGGAACUGCAAGAACAUGGCUGUCGAAUCCUGGGAAAUGUUGCCGUCAACGAGCAACUUCGGAAGUUGAUUGAGAAUGAUGGGGGAUCAAAGGCUGUCAUAUCCGCCAUGUUGACACAUGAUCGCCACGAGCAGAUACAGACGUACGGUUGUAUGGCGUUAACAAACAUCACGGCAGACGUGCUUGAAAACAAAACCAAGGUGGCGGCUAAUUCUGGCGUUUCCGCAGUGCUAGCAACUAUUAAGGAGAUGACGGCCCUUACAGACAUAGUGCUGUGUGGACUUAAAACAUUGUGUAACCUGAUGGGAGGAGAUGAUGCCAGUUACUAUUUUAUGGAGGAUGAGGGACUUGAAGCUAUGGAGUCUAUCAUCUACCGAUACCGGAAACACCACGACAUCCAUCGCUACGCCUGCCGAAUCCUUGCUAAUGUUCCUUUAGCUCCUGGAAUAGAUGAGACAUGCCUAGACGCCACCGAGGAUAUUCUUUAUGAAACAUUAAACCGUUUCCAUGGCGACAGCGAUCUUCACAUUUCAGUUUGUCAUUAUUACGAGAAUCUCGUUCUAACAGACACUGGUCGAUCCCGUUUUACCAAAGGGAACUACCUAGACCGAUUGGCUGACGUCAUGACCUUCUUCAAGGACGACAAGACGAUACAGAUGUCUGGAUGCAAGACGAUAGCGGCCAUUUCCAUGUACAAAAACAGUUCGGUUCAGAAUGGAGAGUUAUGUGUGAGCCUCGUCCUUGACGUAAUGAGGAUAUUUCAUGCUUGCAGCAGUAUACAAACUGUGUGUUGUGGUGCCAUUUCUUACCUCACGGAGCACAAUGAAAAUCUGAAGGACUAUAUUCUGAGAAAAGGGGGUCUUGACGUGAUGAUGGCGAACCUGCGCGAGCAUCCUGAUGAUGAGGGGCUAGCAGUUGUUGGGUUGAUGGCGCUGGACAGUAUAACCCACACUGGAAUCACAAAUUCAAAUCGAUUACAAAAGGAAAUUGAGUUUGUUAGUCGCAUGAUGAAGCGGUACCCCGAAAAUGUGGAACUCCAGAUUUACAGCUGUAACAUCCUGUCUGCAGUCGGUAAAGAGGGUAUCAGAUUGUGUGACCUUUCAAGGUCAGAGGCUCUGGAUCCAGUCACGUGCAUUCUUAAAAGAAGACGAUCACACCCAGAGUUAGAAUCUACAGCGUUAGAGGUCUUGACCAUGUUGCUGAGUGGUGAAAGUGAAGAUAUCAUUCGAGACACAAGGGAAAUGCUACCGUUUCUCGACGAUGAAUUCUGGGAGAAGUGCUAUCAUAACGUAUUGCAUAUUGACUGA
Messenger RNA from Ylistrum balloti, 3603 nucleotides. RefSeq lists its product as uncharacterized. The transcript has 21 exons. Bases 1 to 3603 code for a protein of 1200 amino acids. The record is from RefSeq and is a predicted model, not a curated record. NCBI's taxonomy places the organism in Eukaryota, Metazoa, Mollusca, Bivalvia, Pectinida, Pectinidae. Gene Ontology annotation, molecular function: protein binding.